AGACUGUCCAGUGUGAAGUAACAUCACAGCAGCUGAUCUUUUCAAUCACCACCUGUCCCAGGAUCGGCCACUGAAACAAGAAUGUCCUCUAUAGAUCCUUAUCAACACAUUACGGUGGAACACCAAUAUUCACACAAAUUCACUGUGACUGUAAAGGAAGCCAAGAAUGUUACCAAGGGUGCCCUUGGAGAUAUGCUUGACACGCCUGACCCAUAUGUAGAGCUGUUCAUCCCUACAGCCCCCGACAGCAGAAAGAGAACAAAGCACAUCGAUAACAUUGUGAAUCCAGAGUGGAAUGAGACCUUUGAGUUCAUAUUGGAUCCUAACCAGGAAAAUGUUCUUGAGAUCACUCUUAUGGAUGCCAAUUAUGUGAUGGAUGAGACUCUUGGUUCAGCAACAUUUCACAUCUCAUCACUUAAAGUUGGAGAGAAGAAAGAAGUUCCAUUCAUCAUCAAUCAAGUCACAGAAAUUACUUUGGAGAUAUCUCUUGAGGUUUGCUCUUCGACAGACCUCCGCUUCAGCAUGGCACUGUGUGAUGAAGAAAAGACUUUCCGACAUCAGCGGAAGAUGAGAAUAAUGCAGCAUUUGAACAGUUUCCUGGGGUCUACAAAGGCCAACCACUUGACCUCUGUUCGUGAUGUCCCGGUGAUUGGAAUACUGGGGUCUGGUGGCGGAUUCCGUGCCAUGGUGGGGUUUGCUGGCGUGAUGAAGGCACUGUACGAAUCCGGGAUUUUAGACUGUGCAACGUAUAUUGCUGCUCUGUCUGGAUCUACAUGGUACAUGUCCACAUUAUAUUCUCACCCGGAUUUCCCAGUGAAAGGACCAAAGGAGAUAAAUGAAGAAUUGAUGAAGAGUGUCAGUCACAACCCGUUAAAGUUGCUUACUCCUCAGAAAGUCAAGCGAUACAUUGAAGCCUUAUGGAAAAAGAAGAGUUCUGGCCAGCCUGUUACAUUUACAGAUAUCUUUGGAAUGUUGAUAGGAGAAACGCUAAUCCAAAAUAGGAUGGACACUACUUUGAGUGAUAUGAAGGAGAAAGUCAAUAAGGCACAGUCUGCUCUGCCACUCUUUACGUGCCUCCAUGUUAAACCUGAUGUAUCGGAACUGAUGUUUGCUGAUUGGGUUGAAUUCAGUCCCUAUGAAAUUGGGAUGGCUAAAUAUGGCACCUUCAUGCCUCCCAAUUUGUUUGGCAGCAAAUUUUUUAUGGGAACGGAAGUGAAAAGAUACAUAGAGAACCCCUUGCAUUUCUUAAUGGGUAUCUGGGGAAGUGCAUUUGCUAUUCUAUUCAACAGAGUCCUUGGAGUUUCCAAUUCUCAAAAUAAAGGGCCCACAAUGGAAGAAGAACUAGAAAACAUCAGGCUGAGGCAUCUAGUGAGCAACGAUUCAGACAGCGAUGAUGAGUCACAGGGUCCAAAAGGCUCAGAAAACCCUGACUCCAAAAAUGAGCACAGCAGCCAGGAAAGCUGGGUCCAGAGGAUGUUCAUGGCUCUUGUGGGAGACAGUGCCCUUUUCAACACCAGAGAAGGGCGGGCAGGCAAAGUGCACAAUUUCAUGCUGGGUUUGAAUCUCAACACAUGCUAUCCAUUUUCCCCUCUGGCUGGCUUCAAUACUCAAGAAUCUGUAGAGGAAGAUGAAAUGGAUACUGCUGUGGCAGAUCCUGAUGAAUUUGAUAGGAUCUACGAACCAUUAGAUGUCCAGAGCAAGAAGAUACAUGUUGUAGAUAGUGGACUCACAUUCAACCUGCCCUAUCCGCUUAUCUUGCGGCCACAAAGAGGAGUUGACCUCAUCAUCUCAUUUGAUUUUUCUGCACGUCCUAGUGAUUCCAGCCCUCCUUUCAAGGAAAUUUUACUUGCUGAAAAAUGGGCCAAAAUGAACAAACUUCCUUUCCCCAAAAUAGACCCACAUGUGUUUGAUCGUGAGGGAUUAAAGGAGUGCUAUGUCUUCAAACCCAAGAACCCUGCAUCGGACAUCGAUUGUCCAACAAUUAUCCACUUUGUUUUGGCUAAUAUAAAUUUCAGAGACUUCAAAGCACCAGGUGUUCCUAGAGAAACACAGGAAGAAAAGGAUUUUGCUGACUUUGAUAUUUUUGAUGACGCCGAUACACCAUACUCCACCUUCAACUUCCAGUAUUCGAACGAGGCUUUCAAGAGGCUGCAUGAUCUGAUGGAAUUCAAUACUCUCAAUAACUUAGACAUCAUCAAGGAAGCGAUCGCGGACAGCAUUGAGUACAGGAGGCAGAACCCGUCCCGUUGCUCCGUGUCCCUCAGCAGCGUGGAGGCAAGGCGAUAUUUCAACAAACCCCAGAACAAUAACCAUGCCUAG
Molecule: messenger RNA, 2319 nt
Organism: Euleptes europaea (tarantolino)
Lineage: Eukaryota; Metazoa; Chordata; Lepidosauria; Squamata; Sphaerodactylidae
Gene: PLA2G4A
Product: phospholipase A2 group IVA
Exons: 17
Coding region: 82-2319 (745 amino acids)
Biological process (GO): glycerophospholipid catabolic process
Cellular component (GO): nucleus; cytosol; endoplasmic reticulum
Molecular function (GO): calcium ion binding; calcium-dependent phospholipid binding
Source: RefSeq, a predicted model, not a curated record